Messenger RNA from Brugia malayi, 2415 nucleotides. RefSeq lists its product as uncharacterized. Lineage: Eukaryota; Metazoa; Nematoda; Chromadorea; Rhabditida; Onchocercidae. The transcript is spliced from 17 exons. The coding region runs from base 1 to 2415 and encodes 804 amino acids. The record is from RefSeq and is a predicted model, not a curated record.
AUGAUUUCACCAGUAUUCAGCAAUAGUUCCAAAUCAAAAAAUGAUGCUUCAGGUGAUAGCAGCGCAUUUCAAAAAAAUAUCGCAAAUUUAUAUCAUAGCCGAAGAAAGCUUGCAACGUUAAUGGGUGAAAAACGAAAGUGGCUAAAUUGUCAAAGAAAGGCAAGUUUGCUGGUUCAACCGUACAAAAUAGAUGAGUUAGAAGUGAUGUCAAGAUUUGCACCAUUACUAAGUGAUGUAUCAACAGCGCAGUUACCUAAUGAGCAACAUCAGGCGCAGUUAGCACUUAUCGAACAGAUCAUUCAAGAAUCUAUUAUAAUUGAAUGGCCAAAGAUGCAUUAUGAAAAAUGUCCCGAUGAUGAUAAUAGCCUAGUUGGCAUGGAAUUGGAUUUUGCUCCUUUGAUACAUCGUGCUCGAAAUGUUGUCAAAUGUCGUACGUCACAUCCAACAAUGAGAGUACGAGUUUGUGCAAUAGCUGAACCAAAUUCUGAUAUGAUAUAUCCACGUGUAGUAGAAGCAUUUUUUCGUGCAACAUUGGUGAAAUUAUCUGGUGAUCCAGGUGAUAGACAAACAGCUGGUCGACUAAUUUUAACUCAACGUGAAGGUACGUCAGCUACGAAAUAUCACGAUCAACAUGGUGUUGUGGUGAAUAUGAAUGGAAGAUUGUUGAUAAGUCAAGUAUCACCUGAAUGUAGCACCAAUAUUUUAUCGGAGCAGUAUGGUGAAAAUGUAAAAAGGACUAAUUUGAAAUAUGAACACGGAACGCUAUGCGCAAUAUUUCCGGAAUUGGGUGUAACGUUAAAUUCAAUGAUUGAUCGACGUCAGUUAUCGACGCGUUAUGCAAUUCAAAUUGAUGUUGCAUUAAAUAUUGAAAAUAAAUUAAUCGUAAAACACGUUGUCCUAUCUCAUGAAUUCUUAAUUGCAAUUACCAAUGAUCAGACCGAAUCAUUGUUAAAUUUCAUCUAUUGGCCACGAUUACUCGAUCGAGAGCAAUUCCAUAAUCAACCAAGUGAUCAAGAAGAUGUCACAUCAAAUAGUAAUAAGCAAAAAGUGCCAUGGGGUAUUUUGAAAAAAGCAUUGAAAUAUUUCGUAAAAGCGCAAUUGAAUUCAGCACGUGCGCUAGAUACUGAUGAAUUACUGCAUGUUCAAUGCAUGUUAUUUUAUCCAAGAAUUCGAAAAGCUAAUGAAGAGGAAUGUGAACAAUUGGAGAAGCAUUUAUUUGGUAAUAUUAAAAAUAUCAAUGAAGGAAAUGGUGUAAUUAAACUAAAACACAGAUUAUUAACAGAAAUGGUAGUUGAUAGUGUAUUAGUUAGUAAAAAUGAACUUAUGGUGAAUAAAUGUAUUAGUCUUGCUGAUAAUAUUACCGAAUUACCACAUAAUCUCUGGCAAUGGUUGUAUCGUGCAACGGAAAUAAUUAUCGAUGUUGGCCAUAAAUUUUGUCCAGCAUUAUCUAAUGUUGAUAAAAAAUCUGCUAAAACAAAGAAACCAACAAUUCCAAUGAAUGAAUAUCAAUCAAUAUUAAGCUUGUUUAAUAAUAGAAUUUUAACCUUAACAAGCAUACAAAGUAUUGCAAAAGUUUUCAAAGCAAUGGAAGAAAAUGACAGGAAAUGUGGCACUUUGACAAAAGCUAUUUAUUUAAGAUUUUGCGAUGAAAAUGCUGGCUAUAUUUCAUUUGCAUUCACAAAUUUCAGCAAAGAUAAUAAUGGUAAACCAUUGAUGGGAUCACUGUCCUCGGAACAGAUCAAAGAUUUCAAACAGGGAAUUGCUGAAAUAUUAAUGGAUGAAUCAUUCCUAAAAAGCUAUGAUCGUAUCGUUCAACUUCAAACUUUUGAUGGUAAAAAUCGUGAUGAGAGCAAUUUAGCUAUUGCUACUCCACUCAAAACAACAAUUUUCCACGAUUAUAAUACAAUGCGACUGCAAAAUAAUUGCGUGGAAACACGUGACAAUGAAACGAUCCGUGUCAAUCCACUUACUGGUGAAAAAUUGACUCACACUCAAAACAACGUCAACAACGUUGUCACCAGUAAUAGCAGCCAUACCACGGAACUUUCAAGCCUUGUGCAAUCAUACGUUGAACUUUUGUUACAUGCUUCAUCGUUUUAUACCGUAUUUAAUGGUACUUCAACCAGUGAUUCAAUUAGCGGUGAUUCAACUAGCGAUAAGGAAAGCGAUGGAAAUGUGAAAUUAGAACAGAGAAGAUUGGAAAAUAACAAUAUCAAUAAUGUUACCCGAAAUAUCACUACUGAUGGAGCAGUAAAAAGUGUGAUAUAUUCGCAUAGCAAAGAAGAGAUUAGAAGAGUGAAAUGUGACUCGAUGAAUAUUUCAAAGAGAAUUUAUGAUGAAAGAUGGAUGAAUGAGAAUGAUGAAUUGGAAGCGCUUGAUUUAACAGAGAAACGAACUAAGCUAAAUGAAAGCUAA